Molecule: messenger RNA, 1641 nt
Organism: Diuraphis noxia (Russian wheat aphid)
Lineage: Eukaryota; Metazoa; Arthropoda; Insecta; Hemiptera; Aphididae
Gene: Slh
Product: sec1 family domain containing Slh
Biological process (GO): vesicle-mediated transport
Source: RefSeq, a predicted model, not a curated record
UUAUUAAAAUUUUUCAUUUCAUAUUUAAGUAUACAAAAUAUUUUAAACUGUAUGAUCUUAUUGAAAUCUUUUUGAUAAUCAAUAAAAUAUGUUUAUUUAAGUGUUAACAUUUAUUUUUGACUUUAAACAUUUGGAUUUAACUAAAAGUAUUUUAUGGGGAAUCCUAUUUUACAAAAUGAAAUGUAUCAAGUUUGCAAGAUCAUAAUAGAUCAAAAUACUUUUCUGUAAUGUUAUCAAUAUUUCUUGAAUACAAUUUUACAUAAAAAAACGCCAACAAUCAAUAAUAAAACUAUCACUAUGUCAUCAAUUCGGGACAAGCAAAUUGCAGCAUUAAAGCAAAUGCUCAACUUAAAUAGUUCUGAAUAUAAAGAUAAUGGUUCAGAACCAGUAUGGAAAGUACUUAUAUAUGAUCGCCGAGGCCAAGAUAUUCUAUCACCAUUAAUUCCAAUUAAAGAAUUACGAGAAUGUGGUGUAACAUUGCACUUGAGCAUUCAUUCUGAACGAGAUCCUAUUCCUGAUGUAGCAGCUAUUUACUUUUSUAUGCCGGAUCAAGUUAAUCUCGACAGAAUAGCUCAAGACUUUCAGAAUAAUGUAUAUGAAAAAUAUUAUUUAAACUUUAUCUCGGCUAUUUGUCGUCAAAAACUAGAGGAUUUGGCUAGUUCAGCACUACAUACUGAAAAUGUAAGCCAUGUUCAUAAAAUUUAUGACCAAUAUUUAAAUUUUAUUUCUUUGGAAGAUGAAUUGUUUAUAYUAAGUAAUCAAAAUGCUCAAUCAGUAUCAUAUUAUGCAUUGAACCGUGCAGAUGCAAAAGAUACUGAUGUAGAAGUAAUGAUGGAUGAUACUGUUGAUGGUUUAUAUUCUGUUUUUGUAACUCUUGGAACAUUACCUAUAAUUCGCAGUGCUCGUGGUAAUGCUGCAGAAAUGGUAGCUGAAAAAUUAGACAAAAAAUUAAGAGAAAAUCUAAGAGAUACUAGAAAUAGUUUAUUCUCAUCUGAAAACUCUGGAAUUUACAAUUUUCAACGACCCCUUUUGGUUGUACUUGACCGAAAUAUUGAUAUGGCAACACCUCUUCAUCAUACAUGGACUUAUCAAGCGUUGAUACAUGAUGUUUUAAAGCUAAAUUUAAAUAGAGUUACAGUAGCACAAGAUCAAAAAAAACCCAAAACUUUUGAUCUUGAUCCUAAAGAUUCUUUUUGGACAACUCACAAAGGAAGCCCAUUUCCUACAGUAGCAGAAUCAAUUCAAUCCGAACUGGAACAUUUAAAGAACUCUGAAGAAGAAGUCAAACAGUUAAAAGAGUCUAUGGGUUUAGAUGGCGAAAGUGAUGUGGCUUUAGCCAUGAUGAGUGAUAAUACUGCUAAACUGACAUCUGCUGUUAAUUCUUUACCACAAUUAUUAGAAAAGAAAAGAUUAAUAGAUAUGCAUACAGAUUUAGCUACUAGUAUUUUAUCUGUGAUUAAAUCGAGGCGUUUAGACUUACUGUUUGAAUUUGAGGAAAAAGUAAUGAGCCAAGCAUCAUUAGAUAAGCAAAUAUUAGAUAUUAUAAAUGAUACAGAAGCUGGAACUGCUGAAGAUAAAAUGAGACUAUUUAUAAUUUAUUACAUCUAUACACAUUCCAUAUCAGAUUCAGACAUAGAUAUG